Molecule: messenger RNA, 1723 nt
Organism: Pyricularia oryzae 70-15
Lineage: Eukaryota; Fungi; Ascomycota; Sordariomycetes; Magnaporthales; Pyriculariaceae
Product: molybdenum cofactor sulfurase
Exons: 4
Biological process (GO): molybdopterin cofactor metabolic process
Molecular function (GO): molybdenum cofactor sulfurtransferase activity
Source: RefSeq, a predicted model, not a curated record
CAUGUGGCCAAAGAGCAGUGGUCAACAUGGCUGCCACGUUCCAGCAUGCAAGAUUCGAAGGGACCCUCACGCCCGCGCUGCCGAACCCGCCAUCCUAGCUGUCAACGGCACAGGCCCCUAUCGCCAUGUAGAGAGCUCAUAUAGUGAAGAUGUUGAGACGAUAAGGGAGAGGGAAUAUCCACAAAUGAGCAAUGGCGUAUACCUCGACCACAGCGGAACAACCAUAUACGCCCGGUCCCUCAUAACCGCGUUCGCGGACAAGAUGAUGAGCAACCUGUACGGCAACCCACACUCGGCAAACGAGCCGGCCCGGCUAUCCGGGGAGAUGGUGGACGAGGUGCGCGAGCGGACGUUGCGGUUCCUGGGCGCGGACCCCAAGCACUUCGACCUCAUCUUUGUGGCCAACGCCACGGCCGGCAUCAAGCUGGUGGGCGACGCCUUCCGCGACCUCGGCGAGAAGACGUGGAGCGGCACAUUUUGGUACGGAUACCACAAGGACGCGCACACGAGCCUCGUCGGCGUGCGCGAGCUGGCCGGCGCCGAGGCCCGCUGUUUCAUGAGCGACGCAGAGGUCGAGCGCUGGCUCGGCGGAUCGGUGCCGUCCGAUGAUGGCUUUACGAAUUGGCAUCAUCACCGGCCAUAUCAGGGAAGCGGCCGGAGGCGCACCGCCGGGGGUGGGUUGGGACUGUUCGCCUACCCGGGACAAUCCAACAUGACAGGCCGACGGCUGCCCUUGGCAUGGCCUGGGAUGCUGCGGCGGUCGCGGCCGCAUGCCAACACGUACAGUCUGUUGGAUGCAGCGGCGCUAGCUAUGACGAGCUCCAUGGCGGCCGUGUUUGCCGACCCAGAUGCUGCACCCGACUUUACGGUCCUGUCGCUAUACAAAAUCUUUGGAUUCCCAGAUCUGGGAGCGCUAGUGGUGCGGCGCGACUCGGGUCACAUACUGACCCUGCGCAAGUACUUUGGCGGAGGGACGGUGACCAUGGUGUCCGCGGUCGGGGACGCCUGGCACAGGAGCAAAGGGCGCGAGGCUGUCGUGGACUUGCGGGCUAACGGCCAACAUCAACAUCAGCCCCAGCACGGCCGGUACCAGAUCCACGACGGUCUUGAGGACGGCACGUUGCCGUUCCACAGCAUCCUGGCGUUGGGAGAGGCGAUCGACGUCCACGAGCGGUUAUACGGAAACAUGGAGAACAUCUCGCGGCAUACCUCCAGACUCGUGGCCAGCCUGUAUGGUGGUCUGGCGGGGUUGCGACACGCCAACGGCGGGCCGGUGGUGCAAGUGUAUGUCGAGGGUGCUGAUGGCGCAAGGACGUUCGGCGACUCCGCAAGACAAGGAGCCACGGUGGCGUUCAACGUGCUUGAGGCGGAUGGCUCCAUUGUGCCAUACUCCCAGGUUGAGGAGUUGGCGAAUCGGAAAGGAAUAUACAUCCGGUCUGGUGGCAUCUGCUGCCCUGGUGGCAUGUUCACAGCCCUAGAGUACGAGCCCUGGGAGCUAGAGAGAGCCCUCUCUGCCGGACACCACUGCGGCUCUGGCAGUCAUGACCUCAUCAACCAGUUACCCACAGGUGUCGUCCGCGCAAGCCUUGGUCCGAUGAGCACCGUGCGUGACGUUGACAUGUUUAUUGAGUUUAUGCGCGACACAUUCGCUACACCACGGUGGCAGCAAUCGCCAGAGCUGGAAGACAUGCUGUUUCAACGCUAGCAGAGAAGAAGACGCCGC